AUGUUUUUACAACAACUUGAACUAACAACUGCUUUAAGACCACUUUAUCUGCCCGGGGAACUCUUACUAUUUACCCAGGAUAACAUUGGCCUUUAUGAGGAUAAAUACAAACUAGCAAACUACCAAAAUGGACAAGUUUAUCUCACUUCACAUCGUAUCUGCUAUGUUGAUAAUAAAGAACCUCGGAACAAUAGUAUAGCAAUUGAACUGAAAAAUGUCGAGAGAUUUGAGUUCUAUGGAGGUUUCUUGAAAUCUUCCCCCAAAAUCACUCUCAUCCAAAGACCAUCAAAGCAAAACUCUGCUCAUAGCUUAUCAAUUUAUAGUGGCGAGGGCAGCACAAGCGGGUCUACUCAUUUCCAACCACGAACAAACGGUUUGACUCACAACCCUAAACCACGGAGUAGCGCAACGUGGGUCUGCCCUAUCUGUACAUUUUCCAACCUAAUUCCCUCAAAUUUCGACCCUACAACUGCAGAUGAACGAACACCGGUAGCUCCGUGCUCGACAUGUGGUGUGAAACCUGCGUGGACAUUAAUAUUAAAAGCUGCAAUAUCAAAUGCCUCUCAAGUAUCCAUGAAAUCUUCCCUUAGUAAGAGCGAAGAAAACUCAUCUACAGCCAUUUAUCUAAAGCAGGGAUCUCAGACAGUCAGGCCAGAUACCAGUAAUUCAUUCCAGUGUCCGAGAUGCACUUUUCUUAACCACCCAUCGCUAUUAACGUGCGAACUAUGUUCUGCUCCAUUGAUUUCGGCUGAAUUCCCAACAGAGGUUGACAAUAGAUCAUGUCGAACAGAAUCACCUGGCCCGACAGUGAAUCCUCUCUCCCACUCAAGCACCACUAAUGUAAAGUUAUCCUUCAGGGGAGGUGGAGAAAAGAUUUUCCACGAGCGACUCAAAGGUAGCAUGGUCCAACGAAAAUGGCUAUCGCAUAAUGCUCCGCCAGUACCUACACCUCAGAUAGACAGGGUAACAGGCUCAGAUACAGCAAGAAGUCAAUCGUUCAAGACCAUCGGAAUAGCUGGCCUCGAGGAUCGCAGACUUCGUGAGCGUCAAAACAAUGAGCGCGUUAUCGGUAGCGCCUUCGAAGACCUUGAAGCCUUAAUGGCAUCAGCACAAGAGAUUAUAAACCUUGCAGAAACUUUUGCUUCCACAAACGAAAGCUUAAACUCGGAGUCAAAUGCCGUAGCUUGUGCUCUUGGCCUUGUUACAACAAAAGAUAUGCUUGGAAACAAUUCUGGCUCUCUCUAUAUAACGGAAUUGACCAGGAACUUGGCGGAAUUUCUAGCUGAUGAUACUAGGGGAGUCCUCCGAAAGUCUGGCGGAAUAAUUAGUCUCGUAGAUUUGUGGGCUAAAUUUAAUAGAGCUCGAGGAGGUGUAGAGCUUGUUAGUCCCAACGAUUUUGUUAAGGCUGCUCGUCAAUGGGAGACUUUGCGGAUUCCUUUUCGUCUAAGAGAAUUCAAGAGUGGAGUACUAGUAGUUCAAGGAAGUGAACAUACCGAUCAAAAGAUAAUUUUAUCAAUUAAGGCAUGGAUGGAAGAAUUUUACACAAACCAACCAAAUCAGGAAGUUUCUUGGGAUUGGCAAAGCUUUGGUCGUGGUAUAACAGCUCAAGAAACAGCUGAAAAUUUCAACUGGAGCAUAGGGAUAGCAGAAGAAGAACUGGAAAUGGCAGAAGAAGAGGGAAUAUUGUGCAGGGAAGCAAAUGUUCAAGGUAUACGGUUUUGGAUUAAUUAUUUAGUAACCUCGGAUAACUCUGAAUAA
Messenger RNA from Blumeria graminis f. sp. triticale, 1758 nucleotides. The record is from the annotation of a GenBank genome assembly. Lineage: Eukaryota; Fungi; Ascomycota; Leotiomycetes; Helotiales; Erysiphaceae.